Thunnus maccoyii (southern bluefin tuna) is the source of this 3233-nucleotide messenger RNA. RefSeq names its product oxytocin receptor b (gene oxtrb). Gene Ontology annotation, cellular component: membrane. NCBI's taxonomy places the organism in Eukaryota, Metazoa, Chordata, Actinopteri, Scombriformes, Scombridae. Gene Ontology annotation, molecular function: vasopressin receptor activity; oxytocin receptor activity; peptide binding. Gene Ontology annotation, biological process: female pregnancy; maternal process involved in parturition; G protein-coupled receptor signaling pathway. The record is from RefSeq and is a predicted model, not a curated record.
GGACUGUGGUGCUUAGGGGUCCCUAAACAACUGUGCAGUCGCUCUAAAGACGGGAAUCUUGACUUUUGGAUUAUCCAUUCAUUUAUUCUGAGGGCAACUCACCCAACCAACUUUAACGGAUUGAACUGGCAGUAAAUUGCGCAGGACAAGAGCAACCUUACACGGGAUAACGGUCCUGAAUCUGGGUUUGUGAUGUGACCGUUGGCUGCGCCAAAGUGGCGCUUUUACGCACGAUGGAGGACCUUUUACGCGAGCAGGAUAGCUGUGCGCAGAAUGUGUCAUGGGGCAACUCAAGUCGUGGAAAUGUGAGCCAUUUGGGGAACACCACAGUGAAUCCUUUGAAACGGAAUGAAGAAGUGGCCAAAGUGGAAGUGACAGUCCUGGUCCUGGUGAUGCUGCUCGCUCUGACCGGCAACCUGUGCGUCCUGUGGGCUAUCCACACCACCAAGCACAGCCAGUCUCGGAUGUAUUACUUCAUGAAGCACCUGAGCAUCGCAGACCUCGUUGUUGCAAUCUUUCAGGUCUUACCACAACUCAUUUGGGAUAUCACGUUUCGCUUCUACGGGCCGGAUUUGCUGUGCAGGUUGGUCAAAUACGUGCAAGUCGUAGGUAUGUUUGCGUCUACCUACAUGCUUGUCCUGAUGUCCAUCGACAGGUGCUUAGCGAUCUGCCAGCCACUUCGAUCUGUGCACAAGAGAAAGGAUCGCUUCUGUGUGAUCGCCUCGUGGGUGCUUAGUCUGAUAUUCAGCACUCCUCAAGUGUACAUAUUUUCUCUUAAGGAGGUCGGGAACGGUGUGUAUGACUGCUGGGGGGACUUUGUGCAGCCGUGGGGCGCCAAAGCAUACAUCACAUGGAUGAGCCUCAGCAUUUACAUUUUCCCAGUGGCAAUUUUAAGCAUCUGCUAUGGCCUGAUAUGUUUUAAAAUAUGGCAGAAUGUCAAUUUAAAAACCAGGAGGGAGCACUUCCUUGCUCUAACUCCAAGGGCCUCCAAAGUCUCUCAUCCCCUCUCUCGUGUGAGCAGCGUGAGGCUCAUUUCAAAAGCAAAAAUCCGCACAGUGAAAAUGACAUUUGUGGUGGUCCUUGCCUACAUCGUGUGCUGGACUCCCUUUUUCUUUGUCCAGAUGUGGUCUGCUUGGGAUCCUGCAGCACCAAGAGAAGACAUGGCCUUCAUCAUCGCCAUGUUGCUGGCCAGUCUCAACAGCUGCUGCAACCCUUGGAUUUACAUGUUCUUUGCUGGUCACCUGUUCCGCGAUCUAAUGCGGUGCUUCUUCUGCUGCUGUAGACAGUACCUGACAACCUCCACCUGCAGCUGUGAUCGACAGUGUAGGCACAAGAGCAACUGCUCCACUUAUGUCAUCAAAAACCCAGCAGCCAGAGGAGCCUCACACACACGUCCAGCACAGGUAGACCUGGACACUGAAAAGCCAUCCAGGCUUCCUGCAGAUGAGUAAUCCAGCAAUCACGCAAGUUCUCCUUUCAAGCUUUUAAUUAUCUUCAACAGCACUGCAGAGGACAUUGCAAACAUGUUUGUUUUCAAAUAUUUGAAACUGAGCUAAAUAGACAAUGUAAACCUCCUGUCCAGACAAUACCCAGCACCCUGUGAUAACAGAGAACACAACGAAAUGCCUUUGUAUCCAAGAUGUGAACAGAAUGUGACGUAAAGUAAAGCUUCGUCUUCUACAGUGAAUGUGUGAACUCAGUUUGGAAAAGGAUAUGGACCCUCAGCUUUCCCCAAAUCACCCUUUUCCUUUUAAAAAUUAUAUGUUUUUAUGAUAUUGUGGGCUUCAGCAUUUCAAGAUUAAGCUUGAGAGCCUUUCUGUUUAAGCAACCAUGAGCAUUUUAAAAUUUCUUUUUAUGCCUCCAUCUUUCAGUCUUGAGUCUUUAAGUCAUGUUACAUCAGUUGUUGUCCUCAUUUGGUGGAAUUUCUCUAUGACAAAGUAAAGCCGAAUUCAUAACUGCAUUUUAAGAUAUUUGGCAGAUUACAAGAUAGUAUAAAUUCUUGAAAUGGAAAAGGAGGUUGUGCUUCAACAAUGGGAUUCUCAGUGGAGUGCUAAACCCAAAAUCCAGUGAGCAUUUUCCAAAAAAUAUUAAAAGGUAGCACAUCUCAAAUUUCCAAGUCAAUGAGGAAAAAAUACUAACAUUUCACUUAUUUAUUUGGCUCACAUCACAAUAGAAAAACGUUUACGUGUUUCAGCACAGAGCCUUCUUCAGCAUUUGAAGUAUACAGGUUAAAUUCUGUAAUAUACACCAUCGCAGAGUUAAUACACAGCUGGGAGUUGGACCCAAUUAUUUAGGAACCAAUCACUUUUCUUAUCCCAUGGUUCUAGAUACAACAGGGACCAAUCAAAACUAUAUAGUUAAAUCUGAUUUAAACCCCAUUGCAUACAAUAUGAAGCUUCACAAAACACUUUUUCUGGCCAUCACUGACUCACUAUUAAGACCAUACACUAGAUGGCAAUAAAGGGAUACAAAAAGUCCUAACUUAAAAAGUAUUUUAAACUGUAGUCAUCAUUAAGUUCAUCUGAUGUCAUAGUAUUGAGUGUGUAUAUCCAAAACAUUUCUUUCUGUGCCAGUUUCUUCAGAAUAUCACCUCCUCUUGUAAGCAUCAUUAUUUUCUCAAUCUCACAGAAUUUUAAUGAAGAGAGUGAACCGAGAUUUGCUUCAGCAUAAUGUUUUGCAAUUGCAUAAUGUACGGAUUGCAAUUUUGUGCUCCAAUAUUUGUUGUUCAAGGGGUCGUUGGGUUUGUCCAGGGUAUGCAAGACCACCUGAUGUGAGCCAAAUAAACAAGUGAAAUGUUAGUGUUUUGUCCUCCUUGACUUUAAAAUUUGAGAUGAGCUACCUUUUUAUAUUUGGAACAUGUUCACAGUAUAAAUUCUUGAUGUGCGCAAAUUCAGACUGUUGUGAAUAUGUAAACCCCUUUUAAAGCAGUAUUUGUGAAAACAUUCUAUAUUGUUGUUAUAUCAUUAUUAUAUGAGUGGUUAAAUCAACAUCUUAAUGUGCAUGAAUGACAUUUAUGAUACUGAGGGUAUUAAGAUGAUAUGUACUUUCAAGGUUUGGCUUAAUACAAAUACCACCAUCAUAAAAAAUAUCGAAAUCUAUCAAGAAAACAGAAUCCAUAGGAACGCAUUUUAGCUAAAGGAGGCUGGUUUCAAUGUUUUCAGCAGACUUUCCUGUGCAAAAGAUCAAACUGUGUUUGUCUGUUAUGAUGUCAUAUAAAAUUCACUUUGUAAAUA